Mastomys coucha (southern multimammate mouse) is the source of this 8325-nucleotide messenger RNA. It is a transcript of the gene Mdga2, whose product is annotated as MAM domain containing glycosylphosphatidylinositol anchor 2. The record is from RefSeq and is a predicted model, not a curated record. Gene Ontology annotation, cellular component: plasma membrane. Gene Ontology annotation, molecular function: protein binding. The transcript is spliced from 18 exons. Gene Ontology annotation, biological process: nervous system development; homophilic cell-cell adhesion. Lineage: Eukaryota; Metazoa; Chordata; Mammalia; Rodentia; Muridae. Bases 78 to 3155 code for a protein of 1025 amino acids.
UGCUUGUGCGUGUGUGUGUGUGUGCGUGUGUGAGUGUGAGUGUGUGUGUGUGUGUGUGUGUGUGUGUGUGUGUGUGCAUGAGUGUGGGGUGUGUGGGGCUCCAGCGCUCCGCUCACGGCCGCCGCCAGGGAAGGACAGACGGACAGCGCUUCCUCCCAUUGCUAGCAGUUCCCGGGCACCUCGACUCGGCCCGGGCACAAGUGGAGCGCGCCUUGCUGGCCGCUGGCCUCCAGAAGGUCCCACUGCGUCCCCCUUGGGCUGGAUAUGUUCAUGUUCACGUGAAGAUGGAUUUAGUGUACGGUCUCGUGUGGCUGCUGACAGUCCUCCUGGAGGGAAUCUCUGGCCAAGGAGUGUACGCUCCCCCGACAGUUCGGAUUGUGCACUCAGGAUUGGCCUGUAAUAUCGAGGAGGAGCGCUACUCAGAAAGGGUUUAUACCAUCCGGGAAGGAGAAACUCUAGAAUUGACCUGUCUGGUUACUGGACAUCCACGCCCACAGAUCAGGUGGACCAAAACAGCAGGAAGCGCCUCUGACAGAUUUCAAGACUCAAGUGUCUUCAAUGAAACUUUGAGGAUUACAAACAUUCAGAGACACCAAGGAGGCCGAUAUUACUGUAAAGCAGAGAAUGGCUUGGGGUCCCCAGCAAUAAAGUCGAUCCGAGUGGAUGUGUACUACUUGGAUGAUCCAGUAGUAACUGUUCAUCAAAGUAUAGGUGAAGCUAAAGAACAAUUUUACUAUGAGAGAACAGUGUUCCUCCGAUGUGUGGCCAAUUCCAACCCCCCUGUGCGCUAUAGCUGGAGACGUGGCCAAGAGGUGUUGCUACAAGGAUCUGACAAAGGAGUGGAGAUUUAUGAGCCCUUCUUUACCCAGGGGGAAACAAAGAUCUUAAAGCUAAAAAAUCUCCGACCUCAGGAUUAUGCUAACUACAGCUGCAUUGCUUCAGUGAGGAACGUGUGUAACAUUCCAGACAAGAUGGUGUCUUUCAGACUUUCCAAUAAAACCGCAUCUCCGUCAAUUAAGCUCUUGGUGGAUGACCCUAUAGUAGUAAAUCCUGGAGAGGCCAUAACAUUAGUGUGUGUUACAACAGGAGGAGAGCCUACACCCUCUCUCACCUGGGUCAGGUCCUUCGGAACUCUGCCUGAAAAGAUUGUUUUGAAUGGGGGGACACUGACCAUACCUGCCAUCACCUCUGAUGAUGCUGGUACUUACAGCUGCAUUGCCAAUAAUAAUGUGGGAAACCCUGCAAAAAAGUCCACCAACAUCAUCGUGAGAGCAUUAAAAAAAGGACGAUUUUGGAUCACUCCUGAUCCUUAUCACAAAGAUGACAACAUCCAGAUUGGGCGUGAGGUGAAAAUAUCUUGCCAAGUAGAAGCUGUCCCCUCUGAGGAGUUAACGUUCAGUUGGUUUAAAAACGGUCGUCCAUUAAGAAGCUCUGAGCGGAUGGUUAUUACACAGACUGACCCUGAUGUGUCCCCUGGAACAACAAAUUUGGAUAUCAUUGAUUUAAAAUUCACAGACUUUGGGACUUACACAUGCGUGGCCUCUCUGAAGGGAGGAGGAAUAUCUGAUAUCAGUAUUGAUGUUAACAUUUCCAGCAGUACAGUUCCACCCAAUCUGACUGUUCCACAGGAAAAAUCACCUUUGGUCACCAGAGAAGGAGACACAAUAGAACUUCAGUGUCAAGUAACUGGAAAACCAAAACCAAUCAUCCUUUGGUCUAGAGCAGAUAAAGAAGUUGCAAUGCCUGAUGGGACAAUGCAAAUGGAAAGUUACGAUGGCACCCUCAGGAUUGUGAACGUGUCCAGGGAAAUGUCAGGAAUGUACAGAUGCCAGACCAGCCAGUAUAAUGGAUUCAAUGUGAAGCCAAGAGAAGCCUUGGUGCAGCUCAUCGUGCAGUAUCCCCCAGCUGUGGAACCGGCAUUCUUGGAAAUCCGUCAAGGACAGGACAGAAGUGUGACCAUGAGCUGUAGGGUCCUGAGAGCCUAUCCUAUACGUGUCCUGACCUACGAGUGGCGUCUGGGCAAUAAAUUAUUACGGACCGGUCAGUUUGACUCUCAGGAGUAUACAGAGUACCCACUAAAGAGUCUUUCCAAUGAAAACUAUGGAGUUUAUAACUGCAGCAUCAUAAAUGAAGCUGGAGCGGGAAGAUGCAGCUUUCUUGUUACAGGAAAGGCCUAUGCCCCAGAGUUCUACUAUGACACCUACAACCCCGUUUGGCAGAACCGACACCGAGUGUAUUCUUACAGUCUACAGUGGACACAAAUGAACCCUGAUGCAGUAGACCGGAUUGUUGCAUACCGUUUGGGUAUUCGGCAGGCUGGACAGCAACGCUGGUGGGAACAGGAGAUUAAAAUAAAUGGGAAUAUUCAGAAGGGAGAACUAAUUACAUAUAACUUGACUGAACUUAUUAAACCAGAGGCCUAUGAAGUCCGACUGACUCCUCUCACUAAAUUUGGUGAAGGUGAUUCAACAAUUCGUGUAAUUAAAUAUACAGCACCUGUAAAUCCUCAUUUGAGAGAAUUUCAUUGUGGAUUUGAAGAUGGUAAUAUUUGUUUGUUCACCCAAGAUGAUACGGAUAACUUUGACUGGACAAAGCAAAGUACUGCUACAAGAAAUACAAAAUACACCCCUAACACGGGUCCCAAUGCAGAUCGGAGUGGCUCCAAAGAAGGUUUUUAUAUGUACAUUGAGACAUCGCGACCCAGACUAGAAGGCGAAAAGGCUCGACUUCUCAGCCCUGUAUUCAGCAUAGCUCCCAAAAAUCCAUAUGGACCUACAAAUAGUGCAUAUUGUUUCAGUUUCUUCUAUCACAUGUAUGGGCAACAUAUAGGUGUUUUAAAUGUAUAUCUACGUUUGAAAGGGCAGACAACUAUAGAGAAUCCUCUAUGGUCUUCAAGUGGAAACAAAGGACAGCGAUGGAAUGAAGCUCAUGUUAAUAUAUAUCCAAUUACUUCAUUUCAGUUAAUUUUUGAAGGCAUUCGAGGUCCUGGAAUAGAGGGUGACAUUGCCAUUGAUGACGUAUCAAUCGCUGAAGGAGAAUGUGCAAAGCAAGACCUACCAACUAAGAAUUCCGUGGAUGGUGCUGUUGGGAUCUUAGUUCAUAUAUGGCUUUUUCCAGUUAUCAUCCUCAUCUCUAUCUUAAGCCCUCGAAGGUGACCGUAUCCUGGCAGAGGCUAGCAAUGAUUCACCAGGCACUGGCAUGAAGAAAGAGUCUUUGUAAAAUGGACACUGAAAAACAAACUACCAAAGAUUCCUCCACUGACUACUGACUCAAAAAUUAAAUAAUAAAAACAACAUUUUUUAAGCACUGGGGAUAAAAAAAAAAAAAAGACAUCAUGGAAAUAUAACUUAUUCCAAACUACAUAUAGAAGAUAUUCUUGGCCUGGGUACAAAAGAGCCCUUCAGGUGCUUUUGUGGCUAAAAUGAUUACAGCUUCAUCUGGUUGAACUCUGGAAAAAGAAAAUAAAAGAAAAAGAAAGAAUGAAAGUAAAAGAAGAAGAAAAAGAGCUAUAGAAAUCCUCGUCAAAGCACAAAGUCAUGGCUGGUUUUGUUUCAAAUGAAUAGUUUGCUUGUUACCAUGGAAACCUAAUGGCCUGCCAACAAAAACCUCACUGUAAACAGGGCUUAUCGGAGUUUGCUUGCGGCCACUUGACACCCAAACUACAUCAUCUGUUCCUAUGAAGAAACCAAACCACCAUCUUUUAUAAAUUGCCAUGGAAACCAAGUGCCUUCAAUGAAACAAGCCUGAAUAAUUUUCAACUCAGAAGCUUGCACUGCUAACAAUGGUUUGUGUAAAACUAUUUUGUAAACAGACGACACAGCCUAGAUGUGCAAAUUAAAGGCAAGACACCCUAGCCGCUUCUGAAGAAGAAAGGACCCACGCUGCUGCAUAAACCCAUGCAGACAAGAUUAUUUGUUUCACCUCCUAGACAGCCAUGGCCUUUCGGCUUAAUGUCAUAGAAAGUAACUUCCAUUGAGACCAGACAUGGGAGCAACACUUUUUUCUUCCAGGUUAUUAAAUGGGUCAACCAGAGCAAAAGGUUGUUGAGAUAAUACUUAGCGCAGAAGGUGGUAAAACACAGAAGUGAUUUUUUUUUUACUCUAACCUCCAUUUCAAAUGAGAUUGGCUUUGCCUUUAGAGGGAACGAGGAAAAUGGUUGAGAUUGCCGUGCAUACAAACUCUGCCGCGGAACUGGGCCUGAAAAAAAAUCUGGCUUUAUUCUAAACACUGAGGGUAAUAUGCCUCUGCCCUUUAGUCAGACUCUGUGCAAAUUGUGAAAUAUUAUUUUAUUAUUUUAACAAGAUUAAAAAAAACACUUUUACAAAAAAACAAAAACCUGUAAAAAUGAUUUUGAGCUACCUGAGGACAAACCAUAACUUUAACCAGCCAGUUUUCCAAUGCAUUGUAAAUUUCACUUAAACCUGUUGGUUAUGACAAUUUGAAGAUCUUUUUCCUUAAAUUAUCUCAGCUUUUAACUUCAUUUAAAAAAACUUUUGUCUAAAGAAGAGUAUUAUUAUUAUCUGUUCUUUCAACACCCCAGGAUUUAAAAAAAUACUGAUUAUGCAAGUAAUUGGGAUCUAAGUAUUAAAUUGCAGCAUUUGCAAAUAUUAAUAUAAAAAGCACAACAAAAUGUAGUGGAAAUGACAAAGCUUGAUUUUUUAAAAACAACUGUAGAAAUGUUUGUGCAAAUUCAGUAAUUCAACUUAAAAUAUAAUUUUACAGCUCUGUUCAAUAAAGCCUCUUUCCAGGUAAGGUAUAAUAAGCAGUAUGUGUGUUUGUUGGGCAAUAUUCACUUAUCAUUAAAAUGAGAUUAGUUAUGCAAUUUAUUGGUUAUAUUAUCUUGGGAUAAAUCUUCAGUGCUUCAUACACAAUUAAUGUCAGCAGGAACAAAUUUUAAAGAACAUACAAUGCAUUUUCUUUUAUUUGUUAAACAUGUAAGAAAAAAAAAGUUGUACUCAGUAGGUAAAAUGCAAACCGAAAUGCAAGUUAAAAUCUAUUGUAAAAUUUCAUAGUCAGGUCAAAAGGGGGCAUAUCAGAAUAUCUAUAUAGUGAUAGAAUCAAAAUAACCCAUGUCCCUUAAAUCACACAAAGGAAGCAAAUGAUUAUCUAAUUUAUUUGAAAUAAUUAGUCAUAUUGAAUUUUUUUUCAAAAUUUUAAAGUCACCCAUCUAUUCUAUCAAACCAAAGAUUUGAAGUAGGUGAUAUCUGGGCACUUAGCAUGUGAAAAGUCUGCAUUCACCUGCAUUUCCACUAACCCGGCUCUGUGCUACCCAAGAUGAGUAAAACCCACAUUUAUUUUAUUAGGUCUUUUUGCAUUCUCUCGGCCAGGACACUGAUAGUCAUCUUCUGCUUAAAGAGAGCCUCAAUUUGUCAUCCUCUUUCAGUUAUCUUUAAGCUGAUUUGAGUGAGGCUUUUGUAAAUGAGUUUAAAGGGAGAAGACCCCUUAAAUACUGAAUAUUGUAAGGCAUACAUAUCAUUUCAAGAAAACUUACAGGUUUUUUUUUCUUCUCAGUUUUCACGAGCAAAGAAACUGCUGUGAGUCAAAGUUUUAGUUGUACCAUUAAGCAUUUAUCAAACAUUAAAAUCAUUCCUAAAUUUUCACAGAGUAAGAGAACACACUCCACAAGUUAAAGAGAACUGGCUGGUACUUUCAAAAUUAAUUUUUAUUAAACUUCUAAGAAGUUGCAGUUGGUUGUGAAGAACAAGGGGCAAUCAGAGGUGAAAGCAGAUGGACUAGAAAGGUAGUGAGGAACUGGAUUUCUCACAUGAUGAGAUUUACAUCAUUUAGACAAGCCAAACCAGCAGAGUCACUGUUCUUACAUCAGACCAAAUGCUCAGUUGCUUUAAUAAAAGCCAACUGCUAGAAAUGUGGAAAAUUUUAAAUGAUUUGGAACCUUUGUGACAUCAUCUUGUCUUUAGUAGAAGUAGUGAUUGUGGAACCCUUAAAACACCUUCCCAUUCCUGACACUGUUCUGUUUAUCAGAACUAGACCCAACGACACUUUUCCCCUUACCAUUUUGCUAAUGUGUCAGCCUAUAAUUUGAGAAGCUAGUUGGGUUCCUGGUUUUCGUUUUGUUUCAUUUGUUUUAAAUGGGGAAAGUAUUUAGCAAUCAGGGUUUUAUUUUCUUGGAGAAACAACAUGCUCUGUAAUCUUCAGUUAUUGACAAUAACUGAUCCGCAUUAGUUACAAGUGAUACCAAUGUCAUCAGUUCAGCAAUGUUUCUUUUCAGGUUAACAUUUCUACAGUUGGGCCUAUUUUCAUUGCAGUAAGCAACACUGUCAUGUAGUGAUAUGAGCAUGCACACAAGAGCUGAGAGGACCCGAGUAUGAACAUGUAACACUUUGACAAUAGUUGCCAGAAGUGACAAUGCUAAAUAUGAUCUUUCCUUGGGAGCUAAAAGUAAGGAAAAAAAAAUAUUGCCCAGUCACACUUAUCGGGUGUAUAAAUGGUCAUGGACUAUGCAGUUUUGAAAAAAAAAAUAACUUACUUACCUUUCCUUUCUCUUAAAGAAGUCUUUUUUUAAAAGAUGAUUUAUAUACAUACCUACCCAUGCUUUCCCAAUUCCUACCAUUUUUCUUGUUAUAUGUUUUUAUAGUUCCAUUAUGUAUUAUAUGCAUUCCUGGUCUGCUGUGGUCCUUGGUUCCAUGGGGCUUAUGGUAUUCAACAGAUCAUGAGUUUGGCCCAUGAUUUAUAUUCCUUUAAGAGAACUGAUGGAUGUUUGGUCACAAAGUCAGGCAGCAGACCUUGACACUAAUGGCACUUCAUUUCACAUUUACCACAGAAUUGGCUCAGCAUAGCAAUGGAUUAUAUCUGAAUUAGAACCUAACUAGUCUCUUAUACCAUGUAAUAUACAAUGAAAAUAAUUCCAUUCUUUACUUGGAGAUAUGAUAAAAUAUAAAUUACAGCUGUACUAACUUUUCACCAAACAUACAAUUUUAUUUUAAAUACUUUAUAAUAAUAAACUUAUCUGCCAACACAAUGUGUAAUUUGAAAUAAUAAUUCACUUAUUUCUAUACUUAAGACUAUAAACAUGACUGUGGUAUUACUCAGAAUCAUUUUAAUUUUGUGUUUCUCUUGGUAAUUUUAAAGUUAGUGACAGACCAAUCUGAUUUUGGAAAAACUUUUCAAAUCAUCCUCCUAAAUUUGUGUUCCUUAUUGAAAAACCUAUUUUUGUUACUGUGCCUUUCAAAUAUCAGGGCCACUGAAUAGACAUUUAAACUGGAAAAAAAUUUGACCUUCCCCAACUCUAUUCUAGUUGCUGACUACUUCCACGGCGUCAGCUGUGUCUCGACAAAGCAGAAGGGAUACUCUUCUUGCAACUGGGUAGUUGAUUUCAAUGAGGAGUUAUUGCAUUUUCUGUGAAAACAAUAAAAUCAUAGGGUUCAAUCCCAAGCUAUUUCUUUUCCUACAACAUUCCCUUUGUGGCUAGCCCAUUUAAUUCAUUUUCUUAGCAUUAUUUUUAGAAAGGAAUGUCUGUCUUUUUCUACUGUCUUAGAAGAAAAACUACUACAAAAUAAUUUGAUUUUUUUCAUAUCUCAUAGAAAAAAUUUAUUGCAUAUUCAUAGUAUAUCUACAUGUAGUUGUGUAUGUUAUUACAUGAGCAAAGAAAAAUUUAAAGCUUGACACUAUAAUGUGAAAUAUGUCAGCCAGGGAAGUCCCUAGUGGGUUAAUGUCGGUUUGGAAAUAGAAGUGAGAGAUUAAGAUAAAGCUUCCACAUAUUUCUAUAUGAAUUACUUUAUGAGCAUAUGGUCACUUGAAGAUUAAUAAGUCUAUGAGUAGUGAUUUCACUACUCUGAACCCAUACUGAGAAUCUCAAACUGGAAUCCAAAAUGUGGAAUAGGGCUGAGGUUAAACUCUGGGUAGAAACUGCAAUAGUUUUCUCAAGGAUAUAUUUACAACUGAUUGAAUUUAAUUUCAAUUGUACUAAUUUUCCAUGAGUUUAUUUGAAAUGUAUUCUUAUUUUUCAAUAAAAUGUUGGGAAAUUCUCUGGGUAGGGUAAGCUUGGCAGCUCUGCUUGUCUUCAUAUGGGAAAUUCUCUGGGUAGGGUAAGCUUGGCAGCUCUGCUUGUCUUCGUAUGGCUCGUCAUUGUUGCCCUGGGGUCCCAGGCUAUCCUUUUUGUUUCCUGAGUCUCACCAGUAUAUUUAAAUGUAUAAGUUUAAUCAAAUAUGCAUUGUGUUAAGUUUAUAUGAAACAUUGGAGACCAUAAAAUUUAGAUUUAACUUAAUUUACAUUUUGAUAUUUUCCUUCUCCCAAAUAGUUUCAGAUAGUUGUAUGUUAUUUUCCUUGAAAUUUUUUUCAAUAAAUGAAAUUAUGUUAAAUACUCUA